Messenger RNA from Closterium sp. Naga37s-1, 7839 nucleotides. The record is from the annotation of a GenBank genome assembly. Lineage: Eukaryota; Viridiplantae; Streptophyta; Zygnematophyceae; Desmidiales; Closteriaceae.
AUGGGAAACGACGCGGAAACUACGCCGCCAGCUGCUUCCGCAGCCGCGGAAGAGCAGAAGCCAGCCGAUGCCGCCCCGGCCGACGCGGCUCCCGCAGUAGAUGCUGCCGCUACGGAGGGGGAGGAAAAGAAACAGGAGGGGGAGGGAACGGAGAAGAAAGAGGGGGAGGGGGAGGCAGAGGGGGAGGGUGAUGGGGUUGCUAAGAAGGACGCGGACGAGCUUCAGCUGUACCCUCUUGCGGUGAAGGGACCCGCUGGGGAGGAGAUCGAAUUGCAGGCGAACCUAGCGGACACAGUGAUGGACUUGAAGCAGUCUCUGGCCGACGCUCCCGAGACGUGCUUCUAUACCGCUUACGACCUUGUCCUCGCCAACCCGGACUCCUCUUCUCUUUCUCCUCCCCCUCCCACCCCCCCCCCCCCCCCCUCCCCUCCCCCCCCGCUCCUCCCCCCCCCUUCGCCCCUCCCUCCUCCCCCUCCCUCCCACCCCCGCUCCCACUCGCCCUUUCAGGUGAACCUUGCCGAUACAGUGAUGGAUUUGAAGCAGUCCUGGCGGACGCCCCCGAGACGUGAUUCUAUACCGCGUCAACCCCGCAGACACAGUAAUGGACUUGAAACACUGGCCGACGCACCUGAGACUUGCUUCUAUACCGCGUUCCCUCUUUCGCCCGCUCCUCCUCCCCCCGUUUCCACCAAUCAGGUGAACCCAGCUGACACAGUAAUGGACUUGAAGCAGUUUCUGGCCGACGCGCCCGAGACGUGCUUCUAUACCGCGUACGACCUUAUCCUCACCAAGCCGGACGGGCUGCGUUACCACCUCAUGGAUUACGUGGAGAUUGGUGAGGUUGCUGACGUGGCGGCCGGCGGGUGCCUGCUGGAGAUGUUCAACACGUUCUACGACGACCGCGCCGUGCGGCUGCACGUGCGUAAAACGAGGGAGCUUAUAUCGAUGGCGGGUUCGUACUCUAGCGCGUCUACGGCCAUGGCGGCGGAAUAUGAGCUAGUUAAGGGGCUGGCUACUGAACGCGAGCUUGGGGGGGAUGAAAAGGAGGAGGGGGAGGGGAAGGACGGCGAGGGGGAGAAGGGGGAGAAAGACGGGGAGAAAGACGAGGAGGGCGGGGAGUGGAAGAAGAGCGGGAAGGGGAAGAAGGGGAAGGGGCGGCGGAGCAAGGAGGAGGAGGCGAAGGAGAAGGAGCGGCGGGAGAAGGAGAAGGAGCGGGAGCGCAAGGCGAAGCUUCCGAGCAGCAAGGCGCGCAUGGAGGAGAUCGCGUCGCUGGAGCAGGGCGUGGGGCUGGGCGAUGAUCCCAAGGGCGUGCUCGCGAAAGUCAUGGUGAAGGGCGGCGCUGACGAGGAGGCCGCGCCCGUGUGUGUGGAGAGCAUCGCCUUCUCUUCUUUCAACCCUGGGCGAGGACGGAUGGAUGGAGAGGAGAUGGCGUGGCUGGAGCAGGGCGUGGGGCUGGGCGAUGAUCCCAAGGGCGUGCUCGCCAAGGUGAUGGUGAAGGGCGGCGCUGACGAGGACGCCGCGCCCGUGUGCGUUGAGAGCAUCGCCUUCUCCUCCUUCAACCCUGUUCCGGGGCCCAGGAGGCUCCAAGGCGACCUGGUCUACCUGGAGGUGGUGACAGCGGAGGGAAAGCUCUUGCGUGACGGCGCACACAAGGGGCUCUUCUCAAUCCACACAUCUCUUUCCCCUCUCCACCGGUCUCAACCGCUGCAAGGCGACCUGGUCUACCUGGAGGUGGUGACAGCGGAGGGAAAGCUCUUGCGUGACGGCGCACACAAGGGGCUCUUCUCAAUCCACACAUCUCUUUCCCCUCUCCACCGGUCUCAACCGCUGCAAGGCGAUCUGGUGUAUCUGGAGGUGGUGACAGCGGAGGGAAAGCUCUUCUGUGUGACGGCGCACACGAGGGGCUUCUUUGUCAACCGCAGUGGCAGUCCCAGUGGCACACGUCUCAUAUCCCUUUCCACCACUUUCAACCGUUUCCCAUCCCCCUGCAGGCUCCAAGGCGAUCUCGUAUAUCUGGAGGUGGUGACAGUGGAAGGAAAGCUCUUCUGUUUGACGGCGCACACGAGGGGCUUCUUUGUCAACCGCAGUGGCAGUCCCAGCGAUCUGGUGUAUCUGGAGGUGGUGACAGCGGAGGGAAAGCUCUUCUGCGUGACGGCGCACACGAGGGGCUUCUUUGUCAACCGCAGUGGCAGCGGCCGCAAGCUGGACCCGCGCCCUGCUGAGCCCAAGAUGGACGCGUCCACUCUCAUCGGGCUGCUGCGCCAGAUCAGCCCGCUCUUCUCCAAAGCCUUUGCGGAGGUGAUCGAGCGCAAGGCCAACCGCCACCCGUUUGAGAACAUGCUGGCACCGCUGCCGCCCAACGACUGGGCGGCAAAGCCCAUCUGGGGCGGCGCGGACGGCACGGGGCCGCUACAGUAUACGCGUGACAUUAGAGAGGCGGAGCUGAAGCAGCAGGCGGAGGCGGAGGCUGCUAAGAAGGGGGAGGGGGAGGGUGGGGAGAAGAAGGAAGGGGGAGAGGAGGGGGGUAAGGAUGAGGAGAAAAAGGAGGGGGAGAAGGAAGAGGAGAAGAAGGUGGAAACGAAGGAGGAGAAGAAGGAGAAGAGGGACAAGAAGAAGAAGGAGAAGAAGGAUAAGAAGGAGAAGGAGAAGAAAGAGCAGGAGGCGGCAGAGGAGAAAAAGGCGGAGGAGGCAAAGGCAGAGGAGGCAGAUAAGAAGGAAGGGGAGAAGAAGGAAGGAGAGAAGGAAGGAGAGGAGGGGGAGAAGAAGGAAGGCGAGGAUGCAGCAGCAGCAGCAGCAGCAGCGGCAGUGACGGAGGCAGAGCAGGCAACGUAUGCAUCGUCCAACAACGACCUCAAGGGCACCAUGGCUGUCAACAAUGCGGACAUCCCCGGGCUAUACUCGCUGGCUAUGGCGAUCGUGGACUACCGCGGGCACCGAGUCAUCGCUCAGGGCACCAUGGCUGUGAACAACGCCGACAUCCCCGGGCUCUACUCGCUGGCCAUGGCCAUUGUGGACUACCGCGGGCACCGAGUCAUCGCUCAGAGCAUCAUCCCGGGCAUUCUCUACGGCGACCGCACGACUCAGAUGCUGUACGGGUCGGUGGACACAGGCAAGACCAUCAAGUGGAGCGACUCGUUCCACCCCAAGGUGGCUGAGCUGGGUAAGGCGCUGCACCUGAAGGAGCACAAGGUGACGGACGGAGAGGGCAAGGAGGCGACUCUGUGCUCGCCUGUGGAGACCAAGGGCAUUCUGGGCAGCGAUGACAGGUGCGUGUGGGAAAAGAUGUUGACAGGGGGUGAGGGAAUGUGGAUUAGACCCACGAGUCCUGGGCGGACGGGGAGGGCAAGGAGGCCACUCUGUGCUCGCCUGUGGAGACGAAGGGCAUUCUGGGCAGCGAUGACAGGUGCGUGGUGGAGAGUGGUGGGGAGGGGUGAUGGGUUUUGGGGAGGGAUUGACGAGAAGGUGAGGUUUGUGGGGGCAGGGGAGUGCUGGUCUGACUGUAUGGCUGAGGGCAAGGAGGCGACUCUGUGCUCGCCUGUGGAGACCAAGGGCAUUCUGGGCAGCGAUGACAGGAAAUACCUGUUGGAUCUGAUCCGCCUCACUCCCCGCGACGCCAAUUUCACCGCCACCACCACCAGCACCACCACCACUGCCACCGGUAGCGACGGCACUGAUACCAACACCACUGCCAACGCUGCCAACGCUGCCAAUGCUGCUAACCGCCUGGCGAUUCUCCGUCCUGAGCUGGUGGAGAAGUUCUGCCGGGAGGAGCAGGUGGAGCGGUGGAUGGCUCAGAAGGGCGUGAGCGAGCGGCCGAGUGCAGAGGAGGUGGAGGCAUUAAAGGAGAAGGGAGAGCUGCCUGACGUGCUGUUCAACCCGAAUGCGCUGACAGAAUUCAAGCUGGCCGAUGAUUCCAAGGAGGUGGAGGCGCUGAGGGAGAAGGGCGAGCUGCCUGACGUGCUGUUCAACCCGAACGCGCUGACAGAAUUCAAGCUGGCGGAUGAUUCCAAGGUGUUGAGUGCAGAGGAGGUGGAGGCGCUGAGGGAGAAGGGCGAGCUUCCUGACGUGCUGUUUAACCCGAAUGCGCUGACAGAAUUUAAGCUGGCCGAUGAUCACAAGGAGGUGGAGGAGGAUGAAGCAGUAGUGCGCAAGGCGGGCAAAUACCUGAUCGAUACAGCACUGCCAGCACUGGUGGCGGAUAUCAAGAGCUCUGAGGGGUGGCCCGUGGACGGCCGCUCGCUUGCCAGCACCAUGCACGCACAUGGCGUCAACCUGCGCUACCUGGGCCGGGUGGCGAAGGAGGUGGCUGACGUGGAGCAGGUGUAUUGGCUGUGCGUGGCGGAGAUGGUAGUACGGGCCACCAAGCACGUGCUCAAGGCUGUGCUGCACGAGACGCUCGAGCAGGACGUGGCGAAGGAGGUGGCUGACGUGGAGCAGGUGUACUGGCUGUGCGUGGCGGAGAUGGUGGUGAGGGCCACCAAGCACGUGCUCAAGGCUGUGCUGCGCGAGACGCUCGAGCAGGACGUGGCCGGCGCCAUCGCACACUUCCUCAACUGCUUCCUCGGCACCUCCACCACCACGCCGCCGCCCACGCUCCCCGGCGUCGGGGAUACGGACAAAACUGAGGGCGGCGCGGCGGGCGGCGGGGGGAAGAAGAAGAAGAAGGGGAAGGGGGGAGAGAAGAAGGAUGGGGAGGAGAGGAAGGAGGAGGGGGAAGAGAAGAAGGAGGCGUUUCUGUUUGUGGUGGAUGUGCCGGGGUAUACUCGUAUCACGGCGGAUAUGGUGUGGUCUGAUAUCACUGAAGGCGUCAAGUACAAGUAUCAGUUCGAAAUCCCUUCUGAGACGCGCAAGAUGGUUCGCAGCCUCGCCACCCUCCGCAACAUCUGCCUCAAGAUGGGCAUCGUCCUGGCAGCCAGGGAUUACAACCUGGAGUGUGACGUGCCGAUCGCCAUAGCAGAUGUGUGCGACCUGCUGCCCCAAGUCAAGUUCGCUUCUCCCGCCUGCAGCGACGCGCAGAAGCUGCUGGAGAAGGGCAAGAGCCUCGUGCACAAGGUCGGCUUGCCUCUGCGCCCGCGCUUCUCCGCCACGCCUCAGAGCGGGCAGUGGCUGCGGGAGCACGAGACAACCCUCAACUCGGCGUUUGAGAUCCUCAGCGAGGCCUACCAGAUCCUGCAGCAGGUGUGCGGGCCACUUCAUCUGGACGUUGCAGCAUGCUGCAGGUACCUGGCUCUGAUCUUCUACCACGCAGGAGAGACAGGCAAUGCCAUUCUGCAGCAGCACCGCGAGCUGAUUAUCAACGAGCGGGUUGUGGGGACGGACCACCCCGACACCGUGCACAGCUACGGCAACAUGGCUCUCUACUUCCACGCCAUGGGCGAGUCUGAGCUUGCCCUGCGUCACUUCAAGCGCACCCUGCAGCUGCUCUCGCUCUCAGCUGGCAACGACCACCCGGAGGUGGCCUCGCUGUUCGUCAACAUCGCUCUCACCUACCAGGACAUGGGCAAGUUGCAGAACGCAAUGAAGUACCUGCAGGAGGCGGUGCGAGUGAGUGAGAAGCUGCUGGGGGAGAAUCACGUGCAGGUGGCCGUGUGUCACCACGCUCUCGCCCUCGCCUUCUCGUCUAUGGGGGCGUUCAAGCUCGCUCUACAGGAGGAGCGCAAGGCACAGGCGGUGUUUGAGAAGGCGGUGGGGAAGGAGGACCCGCGCACCAAGGAGUCAGAGCAGUGGGUGCAGUCGUUCCUCGACCGCGAGCUCAGGGCGCAAAAGCAGAAGGUGGGGCAAUCAUCAGCAACAGUCCAGCAGCAACAAGCAGCAGCUCUCCGUGUGGCCGAAGCUCUCAAGCAACGGCCGGAGCUGCUUCAGGUGUUGCAGGCAGCAGCAGCGCCCGGAGCAGGAGGCUCCACCUCGUACCAGCGUGCCGUGGCUGACGCUCUGCUUCGGGGAGAGGUCCCCCCACCUGCUCCCGGAGCUGGUGCAGGCAGGUUCGGCGGAGGCAUGGGAGCUACAGGCUCCUCAGGCACUGGCAUUCGAGCCAGAGGUGUGGACGAGCGGGCUUCCAGGGCUGCUGCAGAGGCUCGGCGGAAAGCAGCGGCUCGGGGGGUGAACCUGCGAGGAGCUGCAGGUUCGGCAGGUGCCCGAGCCGGUGCACCCAGUGCAAUGGACAUGGAAGAAAUGAUUAAUUUCAUCAAUAGCACGUCACCAGCUUCUGGUGCGGCUAGCUCUUCCGCUAGCAAGACAGGCUCGGCAGCUGCUCCGGCAGCUGGCUCGGCAGGUGGUUCGGCGGCGCCUGCUGGGCUUGGCGGUGUGGGCCUUGGUGUUGGUGUUGGUGCUGUCUCAGGAGCUCCGCCUCCCACGAAAGCUGGAGGAAAGAAAGGUGCGGGAGCAGCAGCGGCAGCAAGCAAGCCUGCAGCUACGGCAAAUGGAGAAGCAAGUCAAGGGGAUGCUCCUCUGGGUCUGGGGGGGGGGCUUGCUCCCUUGCCUGGUGGCAAGGAGACCCUUUUUCCCGCCAAGACCGAGGCCGGUAUCCAGGUCGGCAACGCCUGCUGGGAGCUCUACUGCCUGGAGCAUGGCAUCCAGCCUGAUGGCCAGCUUAUGACCGGCGAGAAGACCUGCGGAGGAGGCGACGACGCCUUCAACACCUUCUUCAGCGAGACUGGCGCUGGCAAGCACGUCCCUCGUGCUGUGUUCCUCGAUCUGGAGCCGACUGUGAUUGACGAGGUCAGGACCGGUGCCUACAGGCAGCUGUUCCACCCCGAGCAGCUCAUCUCCGGCAAGGAGGAUGCUGCCAACAACUUCGCCCGUGGUCACUACACCAUUGGCAAGGAGAUCGUUGACCUCUGCCUUGACCGCAUCCGCAAGCUUGCCGACAACUGCACUGGUCUCCAGGGCUUCCUGGUCUUCAACGCCGUCGGCGGUGGUACCGGCUCCGGUCUCGGUUCCCUCCUCCUGGAGCGUCUGUCCGUGGACUACGGCAAGAAGUCCAAGCUCGGCUUCACGGUCUACCCGUCUCCUCAGGUGUCGACCUCCGUGGUUGAGCCGUACAACUCCGUGCUCUCCACCCACUCGCUCCUGGAGCACACCGAUGUCGCUGUUCUCCUCGACAACGAGGCCAUCUACGACAUCUGCCGCCGCUCCCUGGACAUCGAGCGUCCCACCUACACGAACCUGAACCGUCUCGUGUCUCAGGUCAUUUCCUCCCUGACUGCCUCCCUCCGCUUCGACGGCGCUCUGAACGUCGACGUGACCGAGUUCCAGACCAACCUGGUGCCCUACCCUCGCAUCCACUUCAUGUUGUCCUCCUACGCUCCGGUCAUCUCCGCCGAGAAGGCUUACCACGAGCAGCUGUCCGUGGCUGAGAUCACCAACAGCGCGUUCGAGCCUUCCAGCAUGAUGGCCAAGUGCGAUCCUCGCCACGGCAAGUACAUGGCCUGCUGCCUGAUGUUCCGUGGUGACGUCGUCCCCAAGGAUGUCAACGCCGCCGUUGCUACCAUCAAGACCAAGAGGACCAUCCAGUUCGUCGACUGGUGCCCAACUGGGUUCAAGUGCGGUAUCAACUACCAGCCUCCCACCGUGGUGCCUGGUGGCGAUCUCGCCAAGGUGCAGCGUGCCGUGUGCAUGAUCUCCAACUCCACCUCCGUGGCGGAGGUCUUCAGCCGGAUUGACCACAAGUUCGACCUCAUGUACGCAAAGCGUGCAUUCGUUCACUGGUAUGUCGGCGAGGGCAUGGAGGAGGGCGAGUUCUCGGAGGCCCGUGAGGACCUGGCUGCGCUGGAGAAGGAUUACGAGGAAGUCGGGGCUGACUCCACCGAGCCUGGUGAUGAUGAGAACGAGGAGUACUAG